UGAUUUAUGAUUUUGUUGCUGAAACUUAAUACAGCCACAUUGUGCUCUAUUACUUAAAGUCGUUGGGUGGUUAUGAAAACAAAACCGACUUCUUCGCACUAAUGAACUUACCAGAUUAGUGGCCCCAAAUGAAAAAUAACUAAUUUGCUGUUUCUAAUAUGGGUAAAAUUCACGAAAUAUCUCGUGUUUUGCGCAAGCUGAUAGAUUUGCGUGAUUUUUGCGUUUCGUGCGUUAAGAUGCGCUAUCUCCCGCGUCGGCGUGUUGUGUUUUGACUCCAAACAUUCCAUGACAGAUUAUUACGCGCCUUUCGAUGCUUCUCAGAUCAAAGGCAAUCGUCUAUGAUUAAUUGCUUGUCAUUAGCAUAAAUUGCGUUUUCGCGCUUACACAUCGAUUUCAACGUCGUUGGCGUUUACAGAAGACGCUUGUACGUGGCAAGCGAAAAGGAAAUUUAGUUUGUGUCCUCUGGCCUCUCCGUGUAACAUAAGAAGUAUACAUAGUGCGCAAAAUAUGUAAAUAUGGGAUCUUUCUAGAUAACAUGUGGUUUGAGAAUAAUAAGAAGUAUGGCGAAGACUUUCGAUGUCAACCAAUUUAACGGUGCUGUGAUGAUAACAGACAGAUUUCGUAACUCUUGUUACUAUGAUUGUGGACAACAUGUAGCUGAAUGUCUACCAAGACAAUCCAAUGGAAGAGAUUGCAUACACUUCAAGUGUACUGAAACUGAACGUCAGAAAAAAGAAGUGCAAAAUGCUAUUGAAAAUAUUGAGAACGUUUGUCAUAACAGGUCAGACGUUGAUAAUACGUCCUUGUCCACCGCCAAUAUAAAUAUUUUUACUAACCAACUAUUCUCAGUGGUCCAACAUACCAACGCAAAAAUAUUGGGAAUUGUUUCCUACCGUCAAAAUCAAUGGGGAAUAAAGCAUAACCUUAUUAGUCGAAGUUUCAACGGAGCAAUGGAGAAGUGUGAAAAAAUAAAUGAUAACAAUCAUGAAUGGAAAUGUCGUCAAGAUGAUGCGUUCACAAGAAGUUUUGGGGAAAACUUUGAUCGUGUGAGUUCACUCACAAAUAUGCACCCAUCAUUAUCAAAGGAUGGAAGAGACACGUUUCUAACCAUUUCCGAUCUCAGAAGAGAUUGUGUUGGUUAUCAGACACAAAUUGCUGAAUCAACUUCUUGCCAAAUGGAUUCAGAAACGAGAAAAUCAGAUUCAAAUGCUCAUUGUCACAUGGCUUUAUUAGAUUGUCAAGCAAACUUAAAAUCUUGUCAAGUAACGUUACAACCUGUUGACGAUCGACUUUUAAAAGUUGAUAAUUUGCCUCUCAAACUUGUUUCCUCUGCUUCACAAGCUCAUGAAUCAAAUUUCAAACGUACCAAUUCAUGUUCGCAGACAGAUAUGAACACAAUGACUACAGGUGUACCUUGUGAACGCAGUUUAUCUAAUGCAAAAGAUUCAGUCAUUGAGGAUGGUAUCUACUGUCGCAUAUGCCACAGUAAAACAGAUGUUGAUGACUUAGUCAGCCCAUGUUUAUGUACUGGCUCAUUGAAGUUCGUUCACGAGACGUGUUUGUUAAACUGGUUUAAAAGCUCCAUCAAAACUAAAUGCGAGCUGUGUUUACAUGAAGUACCAAUAAAAAAGAUGUUGAAACCAUAUAGUGAGUGGCGCCUGCUUGAAGAGAAACCUGUUCCAUUGAUCUGGUUCAUGUCGUUUUUCAUUCUACUGACUCUAAACAUGCUUUCCGUGAUAAAAGACGCAUCUCGUGGUUGUACUUCUACCGCCUGUACUGUGUUCUACGUCCUUGGCUGCACUGGCUCAAUUUUGGGUGUAAUUUUCUUAUGGUUUUGGGCUAAGAAAAGUGUCUUGUAUUUUAAACGGCUACUGACAUUGAAUCAAGUGUGGAAAAUAGACUGUAAAACGAAUGAUAUACCUAAAUCUAUAUCUGUAGACUGUUGUAAAACUUAAGAGUAAUAAAACCAGCAUUGUCAAAACUUUGGUACCAACUUUGGUACAAACCUUGGGGGAUGACGGACUAUUGUGCCUCACAUAAAGGGUGUGGCUGUAGAUUUGCUCGAAAAAUUUUGAAAAUACUAAAAUAUACAAGUUGUUAGGAACAAGAUAAACAACCAAUAAUAAACAAACAUUGGAUGAAUUAAGUCAAUGUUAUCUGCCCAAGCGAAGCUGAAGCAAAGCAUUUCGUGACGGAUUCCUACGACUUACGACUAAUUUCUAUAAAACAUUUGCAUAUGAAAAUUAUACAAUUGAGUGAAAUAGAUGCAGUCUAUACUUUCUGAACAGUACCCAACAUACUGAUGUUUUGUUUACGGUAGCCAAGGGAAACAUUGUGUUUUGCGCCCAAGGAAGGCUGUUGUAUAUUGCCCAUGAAAAACAGGCCAUGGCUUUGAGGCCGAAAAACACACUGUUUUCUUUGGAUCAAAUAAAUGCUUCAUGCUGUAAAAAUAGGUAAAGAAAAGGCAAAGAGUUAGUAAAAUGAAAUUUUGCUUCAUUA
This is a messenger RNA of Xenia sp. Carnegie-2017, 2499 nucleotides long. RefSeq lists its product as uncharacterized. Gene Ontology annotation, biological process: protein ubiquitination. The transcript is spliced from 3 exons. Lineage: Eukaryota; Metazoa; Cnidaria; Anthozoa; Malacalcyonacea; Xeniidae. Gene Ontology annotation, molecular function: zinc ion binding; ubiquitin-protein transferase activity. The record is from RefSeq and is a predicted model, not a curated record. The coding region runs from base 561 to 1955 and encodes 464 amino acids.